This is a messenger RNA of Colletes gigas, 668 nucleotides long. Its product is annotated as protein SREK1IP1-like. The record is from RefSeq and is a predicted model, not a curated record. Gene Ontology annotation, molecular function: zinc ion binding; nucleic acid binding. The transcript is spliced from 2 exons. The coding region runs from base 155 to 604 and encodes 149 amino acids. NCBI's taxonomy places the organism in Eukaryota, Metazoa, Arthropoda, Insecta, Hymenoptera, Colletidae.
UGGAAGCUUGGUUUACAGUUUGGAAAAAUUAUAAUUAGUUUUGUAAUAUUUUAUAGUGAACUUAUCAUUUCAACUGGACAAAGUCGUUUAAAGAAAAGAAAAGUAAAGCAUUUAUAUAAUUAACUGGUAGAUAAAACUUUCAUAUAUUAGAGAUAUGGAUCCAGAGUUUCUUUCUAGACUGAUUCCACAAAACAAAGAUCAUGUACGUCCAGCGUGUAAGAAAUGUGGAUAUGCUGGACACCUUACAUAUCAAUGUCGAAAUUUUAUCAAAGUCGACCCAAACAAAGAAAUUGUUUUAGACGUUAGUAGUACAAGUUCUGACAGCGAUGAAAAUUAUGUAACUCCUCUAACUGAAUUACGCGAAAAGGAAUUAAAAAAGAAGCAAAAGGAAGCUAAGAAGAAACACAAGUAUAAAAAGAGCAAAAAAAAAUCUAAGAAGCAUGAAAAGUCAGAUACAAGCGACAGUGAUUUUGAAACAGAAGUUUCCAGCGGAGAGGACAAAAAACAUAAACACAAGAAAAGGAAGAAGAAGUCCAAACAUAAAAAACACAAGAAGCACAAGAAGGAUGAUACAUCAGAUAGCGAUUCUGAUAAGACAAAAUAGUUUCUUCUUCUUCAUAAGCCAAUAUUAUAAGUACUGUAACUUCUAAUUGAAAUUGUAAAUACUG